CUUUCCUUUUUUUAUUCACGGAACUAAGGGGGAAGAAAAUAUAAAUAGCGUAUCUUUUUUUUUAUUGCAAAAAGCUGACAUGGAAAAUAGCAUUUUAAAGAUUAAACGGAUGAGAGAUUUCUGAUUGAAAGAGAUAAGAAAUCUUUUUGAUUUAUUGGCUGGGACUAUUUUUCUUGAUCUACUUUUUUUUUCUUUUUGACGAAUCUGCUCAUUCUCUCUGCUACUAGCUAUUUCGACGCUGUGAACUAAAGCCGUUCUUACACUUCUGGGCAGAUAAGAGAUAAGGGCUGUCUAGCGUGUGACGUUAGUUUGCUGGAAAGAUUAACUCCUUUGUAACUGGUUAAAGAAAUAAGCUGCUCUCUGUUUGGGACAUUGAAAAUUGAAGGAGUUUUGUUCCUUUGGUUUUAAGAAUGACAAUUAAGAAGAUCAUGGAUGUACAAGAAGGGACUUUAUCUCUAGACAUGUUUCAGAAAAUAAUGAAUGGGAUUAACUCAAUAAAACAAGAACUGAGAAAUAAUAGACAAGCGUGGAGAAUUGAAUUUCACGAAAUGAGACAGGAGCUGAAAGAAACUCAGGAUUCUAUGAGAAAGGAGAAUAAAGAUAGAUCUGGAAAACAAAAAAAGGAUGGAAGAGAAAUUAAAGGCAAGGUUCAAACUAUGGAGAUUGGCUUAAUUAUGGACAUGAAAAAAGAUUUGGAUUUUCUGGCUGUGAUGGAUCCUGGAGACAAAUAUUAUAGUUUGGAAUUCAGCGCUGUCCUUGAAGGAAUUGAAGAGAUUGGAGAUAAAGAUAUUAUCGGUUCAAGAAAAUUCUUGGACUGGAAGGAUUUGAUGGAACUUGAAAUGGAGAAAGUUAACAGAAUUAAUCCCUGUUUUGUGUCAAUGGAAAAACCUUCAAGAGAUGUACUAGUGUAUCAUGUGGAAAAGAGGAACAGAGAUGCGGCUUUGCAACAACACUUCAGUGAUACGUUUGGAUUUGAUGGCACCUGCUCUCUUCUGGCCUUGUUUCUGUUUCCUGUAAAUGUGGAAUUGAACAAACUUUCAGUUGAACUGGCCUUCAAACCUUGUAGUUCUUUAAGAGAAGCCAAACCUGUCAACACUUAUGGAUAUUCAUACUGGAUCAUGCUUCUUAUAGUCCUUUUAAAUGCUGCAACUAUUGUCAUCAUUGUUUUCUACCAACAUGCGAGGUAUUCAAAAAGGAAGGAACGAGAGAGACCCAUGGAAAGUUCACCCAAAGAUGGCAUUUUAUUUUAAUGGAAUCAGUUCCUUCUUUUCAAGACCAAAUGUGUAAUCUAACCAUCACUUACAUGUGCAUAAGGCCCAUUGACUCCUGUAGGGCCUAAGUGUGGAUAAUUUUAUACAGGGUUCAGGGCCAGGCAUGACUGGCCCUUGGGCACCAGCCUGUCCCAGGCCUCCGGUGCCAUAGCCCAACCUCCCCCAUACAGGUGUGGUGCAGGGCUAAUAAGCCUGCCCACCUACCUCUCAUGUCAUGUGAAUAACGUAUGCAUGUAGCACUCAUGCCUGCCAUCAACCAAGAUGCCACAGCCUUCUUGGGUGAUGGCAGGCACAUGCACACAGUGAGCAUGGCAUUCACACUGAUGAGAGAGGUAGGUGGGGCAUGCUGGUGGGCUUAUUGAAACCCACAUUGUCUGUAUUGGGGUGUGUGUGGCUAGGAGCUCCCUCUCCACGAUCUGCAGCAGGGUCAGGUUGCAGGACCCAACACUGCUGCAGAUCACAGAAAGGGAACACCACCCUCCCACCCUAAGAAGGGGCCUUUCAGGGGCUCUUCUGGGCUGCAGGGGCUCUCAGCCAGGGCCCAACCUGACCUUCCUCUGGUGCUGGCCCUGACAGGGUUGCUACCUAAAUGAAUGAAAUAGAACAACAAUGUAAUUUGGACAAUCAGGAUUGAUAAUGGAAAACUCAUACUAUUUAUUGCAGUAGAUAAUUUAUUUUAGCAUCCUUGCACUGAGGUAUUUCCACAGAGUUCAGCACAGGUCUGCACAAUUUGCAACUCCAAACCUGUUAUAUUUUUUAUUCUGUCUAAUUGAAUCUGCAGUUACAUUUCAUUUAGUAUGAGAUUAUCGUGAAUCUACGGCUCUAGUGUGUAUACUGGUUUUACAUAAUGUGUUUGUUUGUUUGUUACUUAAUGAACAUGCAUAGAUGUAAAACCAGUUUGGGGUGUGGGUUAGGGAUGGGAUCUGUUGGCAGGUGCUGGACUGAAAGCAUUCUGUCGACCUAACAGGCCAGUAUCUAUUCAAGUUUGAUCUUUGUCCGCUAGCCACUGCUCUUACUGAUGGGUGACAAUACUGUCCUAAUUCCAUCAGCUUUAUUCCCCAGGUGUUAUCAGCUGUUGAAGUCAAAAGGUGGACUGAAUACUUCACACAGAUGACCAAUCCACAUAUUGUCUGGGCAGAAAUCAGGCAGAUAGUGACUCUAACCCUGCUGCUUGGUGAUGCUGAAGGCCUAUAGCAAGAGUGGAGAGCCUCUGGCCUUUCAGAUGUUGUUGGACCCCAACAGUUGCAGCCCCAGCAUGGCCAACGGUCAGGGAUGAUGGGAAGUGUAGUCCAAAACAUCUGGAGGGCCACAGGUUCCCCACUUCUUGCCUACAGCAUUCCAGGAGCAGUCAGUGGGGUGCUGCAGCAUUUCUCACCUGCCUUCCAAACGCCGAGGGUUGCUGCUGGUUCUGAAGGGGAGGGGGGAUGCACAGGGAGUGACAUGUGGUGUGGCAAUGGUGGCGGAGCCAAUCCGCUGUUCCUGCUGCCAUGCCAGCACUGCUCCGGGCUCCCCAUGCUUCCCCGUUCCCCCUCUGGAAUUGGCAGCAACACUUGCUGUUUGGAAGGCAGGUCAGAAACACCACCCUGCCUGUGCUGCCCCACUGACUGCUACUGCCUAGUAUUUACUCCCAUGCAGAACUGCAUUUGGGGGAGCAGGAGAACCUCUGGUAGCCCAGAAUUCCAGCCCUCAGAAGGGCUGUCAUGUGGUCAGGAACUGAACUCACCACCACUUUCAAAGAGGGCCUAAACACAAAAUAGCAUAGCAUAUGGGGACCGGAAGAUAUGGGAAGAUACUGUCCUAAUCCUCAGGGCAAAAACCUGUUGUGCAUGUACAGCAUAAAACGUAGCUAUUUCCAACUGCUGAGGCAAUUAUCAACCACAGAACCACAACCUCAACAUAGGAAUAACCCUUGCGUGUGUAGGGAUGGGUGAAUCUGUGGAUUUUGAUUUCUCAGCUCUCCACAUUUCCAAAUCAGUUUGUGAUUAAACAAAAAAGUCCUCAUGAAGAUUCCCCAGCAUUUUAGUGUAAAUUUCUCUUAAUAUACACAUUUUGUGUAAUAUAUACAUUUGUGCAAAGCAACUUUCCCUGCUAUAAUGCACUGUUAUUUUCACUAAUGUGUGCAUUUUUGUACAUGCUAUCCUAGUAUAUGCAUUUUUGUACAGAUUACUUGGCUGGAGAAUUGCACUGCAAAAUUUGGAGAAAUGCAAAUUUUGAAGGAUAGCUGUGUUUUGGUUCUCAUAUUGUAUUGGAAAGUACAAAUAAGGCAGAUUUGCCUUUAAGUGCAAACUGAAUCAAAUUUCUCUCCCAUCCCUAUGUGUGUGUUUGAAGAUGCUUUCUGUAAUUAGGGUGCAGGAGAGCUAUAAAUAUAUCUAAUAUAAAUGUGAACCAGAAGGGCAUCUUCGUUCCCCACACAUGUCUUCUUCAGACACUGUGUAUGUUGGAUGCUGACCACCUCUCCAUUCAGCUACCUAGUGCUUUGUGGCCUACUCAGAAGACCACUGGAGGCUAUUGACCUUAAUCAAAUUGCUGUAGCACCAUUAACUUCAGACCGACCUGUAACUAUGUUACUGUUCCAAAAUCAUCAGGCUUUUCUGUAUGUCCUUUAGUUCAAAGGUUCUACACUAACACCAAUGGCAUAAAGCAUAUGCAUCUGCCUGAGAGCCCCAAGCUGAUAAUUUUCUGAAAGGAGAUUGAGAUCAGUAUUCCAUGCUAGAGGUGAUUACUAUAUCAAAAUGGGAAACCUCCUGAGAUUUGUCCACUGCUGAUAACACUACUGCUAUACAAUUGCUGGAGCCAUGCUGAGGCAUUUAUUUUCAAAGCCGAAGACAUGGAUUCUGUGAUAAUACAAAUGCUCUGUUUCUAUCAUAACGUCUGAUUGUAGAUUUAAUCACAUUGCAUGAUGGAUGUUGGCUCAGCAAACAGUGACAAUUGCUCGUUGAAGCUCACUGUGAAAUUUUUUGCAGCUCAAGCAGAACUGGCAAAUGCUUGGCUGGGUGCCAAUUUAGCUUGCGGGGGGGCAAAUCUCUGAACAUUUUAGCUUAAACAUCUGCAGUGGCAAAAAGUAGUCUUUAAGCUGUAUAAAAUCUUUUAUCAAAGGAGUGAUUCAACAUGCCAUGUGAAAGUUAACUUGUUUGGUUAUAAGCCAGUCUUGUGUCCCUUGAACCUCAUUGUUUGGCGACCACUGUUCCAGUUUGCUUGCUCUUUGCAAAGCACCACAUUUUCUUACUUUAUAGUCACCACAGCAGAACAUACUUGAAAAGCUUCUGAAUGCAAACUCAUCUGCUGCAUUUGACCUCUGUGACGUUGAUGCGAAGAAGCUAUAUGCAUAUAUGGAGGAGAAUUAGUUAAACUCAGCCCAUAGUUAAACUAUGGAAUUCGCUCCCACAAGACGCAGUAAUGGCUACCAGCUUGGAUGGCUUUAAAAGAAGAUUAGACAAAUUCAUGGAGGACAGGGCUAUCAAUGGCUACUAGCCAUGAUGGCUGUGCUCUGCCACCCUAGUCAGAGGCAGCACGCUUCUGAAAACCAGUUGCCGGAAGCCUCAGGAGGGGAGAGUGUUCUUGCACUCAGGUCCUGCUGGCGGGCUUCCUCCAGGCACCUGGUUGGCCACUGUGAGAACAGGAUGCUGGACUAGAUGGGCCACUGGCCUGAUCCAGCAGGCUCUUCUUGUGUUCUUAUGUUCUUAAUUAUACACACAGUGGUGGGUUUCUUGAAUGUUUCCACUGCAACUACUUGCACUGCUAAAGAGGCAAGCCACUUUUCAAUUCAGAUUUUAAAAUUUAAAUUAAAAAAUGCUUUGCCUUUUCAGCACGAGGUAGAAAUCACCCCCCCCCCCCAUCUAGCUCUCUAGUAAAAAUGGAAGGCCCAAAGCUCAGUGGCAGAGCAUCUGCUUGGAUGCAGAAGGUCCCAGGCUCGGUCCCAGCAUGUCCAGGCAGGACUGAGAAAGACUGUCUGCCUGAAACCUGGGAGAGCUGCUACCAGUCAGUGUACACAAUAGUGAGCUGGUUGGACCAAUGGACCUGAGUAUAAAACAGCUUCCUGUGGUCCAAUGUGGUUUUGGGCACCAUCUUCAAUUAGCAUUAAGGACAACCAGCUAGUUAUGACUUUUACUUCCUACCAAAAACCAAUCUGUAUGUCAAUUUCAGUCCAUGGCAUUCAUGGUUUACAUUCAGCCUGGGUUAAUGACCAUGUGCCAAAAGCCAGACCUAUAAAGGUUUUGACCCUUGGAAUGGAACGUCAUCUACUUGAUGGUUGACAGAGAAAAGAAGUCAUAACUGGCUCUAACAUCUGAGUUUUUGGGGCGCUCUUCUCGUUUGCAAGUAAGGUUACACAGAUGCUACCUUCCUGUUUUUUCCCAUUGGGGAAACAAUAGCUUUGGGGAAAUCUUUAGAUUGGGGAAAUAGCACAAGGGGGAAAGUGGUUAAUGCCCCCCCUUCCACCAGCCUCACACAGUCCAGAUAAAAUUUUCCACCCAUGCCUGCUUUUAUUUUAAAAACAAAUGGGAUAUCAUAGUCAUGGAUCUCCCUUGAGACAUGUAGGUCUGCUCUUUGACAGGAAGGCCCUGAUCCUAUUCUGAAUGUGCAUGGGGUGUGUGUAGAUAUUUGAAUGCUUUCAUAUGAGAAUCUGAAGAAGAAUGGAUAUGUUGUACAAAUAAACUACAGAAUGUACAAAA
Molecule: messenger RNA, 5941 nt
Organism: Rhineura floridana
Lineage: Eukaryota; Metazoa; Chordata; Lepidosauria; Squamata; Rhineuridae
Gene: CLRN3
Product: clarin 3
Exons: 2
Coding region: 411-1250 (279 amino acids)
Source: RefSeq, a predicted model, not a curated record